This is a messenger RNA of Brassica rapa (field mustard), 3150 nucleotides long. RefSeq lists its product as uncharacterized. Gene Ontology annotation, molecular function: nucleic acid binding; zinc ion binding. The record is from RefSeq and is a predicted model, not a curated record. NCBI's taxonomy places the organism in Eukaryota, Viridiplantae, Streptophyta, Magnoliopsida, Brassicales, Brassicaceae.
ACCACUUGUAACACUCUGAUUGUCGAUUAAUGGAUCUCUCAUGCUCGUUCACUCAACCCGUGAAACCUAUUAUAAGUGAAUAUUAGAUUUAGUAUUCAUAAAAUAUUCAAAAAUAAAUAAAAUUAUCUAAAAAUAGCUAUAACCCCUCAAUAUUUGAAAUAGAUACCAUUUUGCCGCUCAAAUAUCCAACUCGAAUCAAAUUUCAUGUUAAUUUAUGUAUUCAAAGAUCCAAACUGAAAUUUAUAAACACUUGAAUAUAACUUAAAUUCCUAACUCCAAAAAUCUAAAAUCCGAACCAAACCGGACGCUCACCCCUAUUUUGAAACACUGGUGUGAUGUAUUAAGAAUAUUCUCGUUUAGGCGAGUACCGUGAACAUCAUUUAUGAGUUAGACGAGUUUGAUGGCCUAAAAUUAGUUAGGAUCUGUGUUAUUUGAUUAUAUAGUGAAAUGUAAUAGUUGAUGUAAUUACAACUAUAACCUUUUAAGAUUUAAUCAAAAUUUCAAAAUAUUUAAAUUAAUACGAGAGAGUACAUGAAAAAGUUAUUAUAUCAUUUCAAUUGUAAAAACGUAAAAAAUAAAAAUUAACUAAAUGAGAUGAGUUAAAAUGAUAGAUUAUCAUAUUUGAAAAACUAAAAAAUUUAAAACUGAAUUUUAUCCUGGACAUAUUAAAUAGAAAGGGAAUUUUAAUUUUACCACAAGUUUGAUACCACUUUUCAAAUUUAGUUUUAAAAGAUAAUUAUUCAUAUAUACUUUGAAUUUGUGAUAAAAAGUUUUAAUUAACUCUCAUAAUUAAAUCUUUAUAAAUAUUUAAAAUAGUUUUUAAAUAUUUAAAACAAUUUAUGAAAUACUUAUAAAAGUUUAUUAACCCAAUCCAACUCGUAAAUAUUAAAUCAUAAACAAUAAUUACUAAACCAUACAACCAAAUAUUAGAAUAUUUUUCAUUAAGUAUAUUUUGAAAAAUAGUAACUAAUUUAGGGUACUUUAAGUCAUUUCUCUUAAAUAAUAGAUGUAUUAUCAUAUUCUGACUCUCAAAUAUCUAUAUUUAUAUAAAAAAUACUAAUAGAUAAAAAAAAAUCGAUAGAAACAUAUCAUAUUUAAAAUUUGUUAAUUCAACUUAAUACACAUUAAACUUAUACCACAACAUUUUUAAAAUGUGUUUUAUCAAAAAAAAAAAAUUCUAAAAUAUAUAUCCCAAAAUAUGAAACAUAUUAGAUCUUAAUAAGCACGUGAAUAGACCUUUGUAGUUUAUAUAAAAAAAAUACAUACCACAUUGGAUAUUUUGUCAACUCUAAAAUAAAAUUUUUCACAAAAACUUAAAAUUAAUAAACUAAUAUUAUAAAAAUAUAACAAAUAUGAAAAUCUUUAAAUUUUACCAAAAAUAAAAAUAAAAAUGUUUAACAAAAUAAAUGUUUAAAUUAAAAAAAUAUAGAAAAUCUGCUCAUGAUCUAGUUUGUAUUUUGAAAGAGACUCGUCGUUUUGUAAAAGGUUAAAAAAGCAUGAUCGUCGUAACAGUAAGUAUUAGUCGUUUUUGAAAUGAAGCCCACUAGCCCAAUAAAAUUUGAUCCCAACAUAAACCUAUCCGAAACCUUAGCGGAUCCGAUCUCCGAGAAGACAAGGACAGUGACAUUAGAGUUCGAGACGGCUGCGACGAAAGACCAAAAGGAGGAUCUUACGUUGAACCUGUUAGAGAAUGCAUUAUCAGCGGGGUCGAGAAUUGGUCGGAUGGUCUCUGCGGUUCUUAGCUUGAAGAAGCUUGUCGGAUCUUAGCUUGAAGAAGCUUGUCGGAUCUUAGCUUGAAGAAGCUUGUCGGAUCUUAGCUUGAAGCUUGUUGGAUCUUAGCUUGAAUCUGGUCGGAUCAUAGCUUGAAUCUGGUCGGAACUCUGCAGUUCUUAGCUAGAAGCUUGUCGGUUCUUAGCUUGAAGCUGGUCGGAUCUUAGCUAGAGGCUUGUCGGAUCUUAGCUUGAAGCUGGUCGGAUCUCUGCGGUUCUAGCAUGAUCGAUCCUGUGAUGAUGGUUGAUGACGGAGGAAAGUUUAAGGAAGAUAAGAAGAUGAAUGUUGAAGAAUCUGGAGAAACAUGGAGCAACAUGGUUCUGAAAAAGCUUCUUCGUCCAGCAAGGUACUUCGACCCUCCCGACGAAGCUGGUUCAAUGACUGAUUCCUCUUGUGAUAGCUGUGGGGAGCAAGAUGAUGAAAAUCCCUCUAGGAAGCGUUGCUUUAUAUGCGCUAGUUUCGAGCAUGUCGGGGAACAGUGUUCAAUGGGACACGACUCUUGUCCUAACGACGGAUCCGUUUGCCUAAGAUGCGGAGACAUGGGACAUGAUAUGUCUUUGUGCAAGUACGAAUACUCCGAGGAUGAUCUCAAGGAUGUGCGAUGCUAUGUCUGUAAAAGCUUUGGCCACAUGUGCUGCGGCGAGGCGAUCUCGUCGUCAUCGUGGGCUGUGUCUUGCUACAAGUGUGGUAAACUGGGUCAUGUCGGGCUAGGGUGUGGUAGACACUACGAGGAGCCUCCCACGUGUUGGGGGAAAAGGCAUUGUUCGAGUAGAUUAGCUGAGAAGAAAAGGAGACGUCUUACGAAGGCUCUUGCUACUUCGGCGGCCAUUAGGGAUAGGCUUGAGAAGAAGAAGCAGGUGAUACUGGAACAACAACAACAUCAGCAGCAUUCCACUCUUGAUGAAUCCAACGGGAAGGUUGAGAAGAGUGAUGGAAACUUUGAAGAGGGUUCUACUUCCCACGGGAAGAAGAAUGAUGGAAACUCGGAACAGCAUUGUACUCUUGAUGGGAAGACGAAGAAGGAUAAAGUUGAGUCGGAACAGAAGGUUAGUAAAGAAGAAGAGGAAGAUGAAUCAAAUGAUUGGAUAACAGAGGGUUUGGUCUUUGGAAAGCAUCAGAAGGCUGAGUUCUCCCAUUACACCAUCAGGUCAUAACCAUAGAGAUUCACAGUGUAGUGGGCAUCUCUCGGAUCUUCCAACUUCAAGGUGGCUGGCUGCUUUAUUAUCCUCAUACAUUGUCAGCAGCACAUAUAUGGUCAUGUACCUUCAAGAUAGUGUUGUUUUGUUUAUUUUCUUAGACAAGUAGUUUGUGUCUGUCAGUCCUCAUUUGUUAAGUGAUAUGUUUUUGUUCUAAUUUAUGAAAGAUAGGUUUUGAUGUCAA